Caenorhabditis auriculariae is the source of this 1334-nucleotide messenger RNA. NCBI's taxonomy places the organism in Eukaryota, Metazoa, Nematoda, Chromadorea, Rhabditida, Rhabditidae. The record is from the annotation of a GenBank genome assembly.
AUGAGAAAUUUAUUGUUCUUCUUUGCUGUGUUUCUAAUUUCCAGUGGUAAGAAAGUCAAUUUCAAACAGAUAUUUCUGAAAACUCAAACAGAAGUGGUCUUCGGUGGUUCGAAGUAUUUGGAAGAAAAGGACGACGACGACGAAUGGAAAGAGCCAGAAAAAAAGCACUACAGCCGUCAUAGAGGUCGCCAUGAACAUCACCCGCGAAAAUGGAGAGGUCAGUGUACUCUAAAACGGGAAAGUUAUUCAGAUAUCUUUUAAAAAUCGGAAGUAUCAUUAAGAUUAAAUUUUAUUUUAAAACAGGGAAAUUACUUUGCCAAAAUAUCAGCUUGUUUUAACAAAAAAGGUUAGAAGAUUGCAAAACUUCGAAAUUUUCAGAUGAAUCCUUUGAGGAAGAAUGCUCCUUCAACAUCGAUUUACAUGAAAGCUGUAAACAACCAGGAGUUUUGAAUGGUCGCGUCUGCUUCAAGCCGAAAGUUAGGGACGUCAACGUAUUCGCUUCCUGGGAGCAAGAAGCCAAGAUUGUUCAGUGCCGACAGAAUAAUGCAACCCGCACCGUGAGUUUUAGGUUUUUAUUCAAUGAGCUGAAGAUAAUUCUACUGUAUCAAAAAAACUCAAAAAAAUCAAAAAAACAGUUCAAUAAUAAAUAGUUUGCACUGUUGUAAGAAAUUGCCAUUUCACCUGUUUUUCAAUAUUCUGCCUCAGUCAAAUUUCGACAAUAAUGUGCUGAAAAAGAUAAAUGUCAACUUUUAUUCCUUUCCAAACGACAAAAAACAAGAUUUUCUUUCAGGUUUCUUUCAUCGUGAGUACUGGCCCGAUUUCCUCGGGACUUGCUGGAACUUCCAACGUAAGCCUUCUAGAAAUUAUAAUCAAAAUUAAAAUCCUAUUCUUCCUUACUUGUCAAUGGUUCAAAAUUAGCUGCGCAACUUGAAAGAGAUCAUGUUGAAGUCAAAAACCUUCGCUGUGAACUGCAACUUCUGAUUAAUUACAUAUGAAUUGAAGGAAUUUAAAUAAAUUUCAUUAUUGCUGGGUUUGAGAAAAAAAGUUAGUAUAAGCCAAGGAUGCUUUUUUUAUUCAAAGAGUGUUCCUUUUCAGUUAUUCGGCUGUUAAAAUGUGGUUAGUUUUAUCAUAUGUUUGAAAAACAAAAGUAACCUUUCACAUCACUUUCAAAUGUUUCCAGCAAAAAGUGAGAAAUUUUACAGUACCUCACCUGCAAGCACGGUCAAUGGUUCGCCACGGACCCAGAAGGCAACCACAUCAAGGUGAAAGAAGCUCGCUGUGAAAUUCAAGACGACGUCGUUACUACGACUUUAGCCCCUGGCGCAUCACCGUAA